Laccaria bicolor S238N-H82 is the source of this 420-nucleotide messenger RNA. RefSeq lists its product as uncharacterized. Gene Ontology annotation, molecular function: ATP binding; ABC-type oligopeptide transporter activity; ATP hydrolysis activity. The record is from RefSeq and is a predicted model, not a curated record. The annotation marks the transcript as partial. Lineage: Eukaryota; Fungi; Basidiomycota; Agaricomycetes; Agaricales; Hydnangiaceae. The transcript has a single exon.
GACGUCACCUGUGCGUACCCAUCCCGUCCUACCAUCCCGGUCCUCUCCAACGUCUUCAUCUUCCUCCCUGCGACCGAAAACACGUUCAUCGUUGGCUCGCCCGGGUCCGGCAAAUCCACCAUCGCUCAGCUCCUUUUGGUGGCGUCCAACCCUCAGAUCGGACACAUCACCAUCGACGGGCAAGAUGUCCGGUUUUUGGACGACGGGUGGAUGAAAGUCUACGGUGCAGGGGUGAGCCAGUUUGGUCGACGGGAACACUCUGUGGCGAAGGAAGAGGUGGAAGAUGCAUGUAAUGCAGCUCUGAUGUACGAGUUCGUGCGUGAUCUGUUGAAUGGGUAUGAUACCCUGCUUGGUGGGGGCGCUGGUGGUGGGCAGAAGCAGAGGCUGGCUAUUGCCAGAGCUCGGCUAAGGAAUCCCUGA